This is a messenger RNA of Paramecium tetraurelia, 633 nucleotides long. RefSeq lists its product as uncharacterized. The transcript has 2 exons. Lineage: Eukaryota; Ciliophora; Oligohymenophorea; Peniculida; Parameciidae. The record is from RefSeq and is a predicted model, not a curated record.
AUGUCGAAAUUAAACUAAUUUAAAGAACCCCUAGAUAAAAACAUUUAACCAAUUAAAGAAAACGAAAGCACAGAUGAUAACAUUGAUAAUAAUAAUUCAGAGGUUUGUAUAAAUUUAUCCAUUUACCUUUAGAUAACAAAAGAAUCAUAUACAUAACCGUUUUUAUAAAUUCAAUAACACGCUUAGAGAAGUCCUUUUUUAAAUAAUGAAGGUCUUGUCUACUCAAGCUCUGAGCUUCAAAGUGAAAUAAAUCAAUUUAGUUCUAUGGAGGAAUUAUCAUCAAAACUAAAUACUUAUAUCGAUUCAUAUUUAUAAGAAUUGAGAUAACCUUAAUCAUUUCUAGAAUAACUUUCAUUUAAAUAAUCUGAAAGUUAUGAAGAGGACUCCUCAGAAAGUCUAUGUUAAAGAAUUUAUUCGAAAUUUGUAUCUUAGAUAAACUUAUCUGUCGUUUAAUCAUAUGAUUAUAUCUCAAGUAUAGAUGAGAAAUAACAAGAGGAAACUCCAUUAUCACUCUCAACCCCAAUAUUGAAUUAGGAAGUUGAAAUUCUUCCUGAUAAAACUUUCAGUGGAUCAAAAAAAUUAUUUUAGGAUUAAUUUCAUUUAACCUGCAGCUACCCUUUAAGUUAAGUUUGA